AUGUCGCAAGACUUGCCAGCGGAGGCAGCGAAGCAGCGCACUCGCCUUCUGAGAGUGACUGGAAAAGACUUGGGGAACUUCAGAGAUGGCCCUGCACAGGAGGAACUGGGAAGAUGGGAUGUUUCCGCCGAGGAAUCAGCGAGUAUCAAGACGCUGCGUGUGGCGGCUGACUAUUUGAAGAAGCACGACAUACCAGUCGCAUUUCCCACCGAGACGGUCUAUGGCCUCGGCGCAGAUGCGACACGGAGCGCCGCUGUCAAGGGCAUCUACGCCGCGAAGGGAAGGCCGUCGGACAAUCCUCUCAUCAUACACGUCUCAGACCUCGAGAUGCUCCGAGAUAUCUUGAGUCCCCCGACCGAGACCAACGGGACAGGAAACGGCAGUCGGGAGGAGCGCAUACCUCCGAUAUACAAACCGCUCAUCGAGCGUUUCUGGCCCGGGCCCCUGACGAUAUUACUCCCCAACCCGACUCCGUCAAAACUAGCCCCUGAGGUCACGGCCGGACUCCCGAGCUUCGGCGCACGCAUGCCGGCUUCACCUCUCGCCUUGUCGCUCAUCAAACUGACAGGCGCUCCGUUGGCUGCCCCUUCCGCCAACGCUUCUACCAAGCCGUCGCCCACUACGGCGGAGCAUGUGCUGGAGGAUCUGGAUGGGCGCAUCGAGCUGAUACUGGACGGUGGAUCAUGUCAGGUCGGAGUCGAGAGCACGGUCGUCGACGGACUCUGCGACCCGCCCGUGAUCCUCCGGCCGGGGGGCGUGGGCAUAGACGAGCUGCGAAGAUGUCCCGGGUGGGAGAACGUCGGGAAGGCGUACAAGGACCAGAGCGAAGCCGGCAAGUCUGCGCCGAGAGCGCCUGGGAUGAAGUAUAAGCACUACAGUCCGAAGGCAAGGGUCGUCCUGUACGAGGCUACGAUGGAGGGGUGCCAAAAAGGGGUUCGGCUACAGGAUAUCGACGAUCAUGUCCAAGGACAGAGUGCAGCACAGACGGAUGGAACAGGGGUAUCGGCAGUGCAAGUCGGCAUUAUACGGACCCGGCACUGGCAACCGGCCGGCGGGUUGCGCUGCAGCGAGUUCAAGAAAAGGGAGACGGUGAACGUGGGACGCAGCCUCGAGAAACAAGGGGACAUCGAGCUCGACGUUCAAGAAGCAGAGCUCUACGGCAGUGCGGAAGGGGCUUGCAUUAGGAAGGUCAUGGACGUGAGCAUUGGCAAGGAUACCAGGAGCAUAGCACAGGGACUCUUUUCGGCGUUACGGGAGCUGGAUAGACGGGGUGCGGACAUCAUCUUUGUAGAGGGCACGGUAGACGACAAGGACAUCGGCGCAGCGGUCAUGAACAGGUUGCGCAAGGCGGCCUCUCAGAUUAGGUCGUAG
This is a messenger RNA of Anthostomella pinea, 1371 nucleotides long. Lineage: Eukaryota; Fungi; Ascomycota; Sordariomycetes; Xylariales; Xylariaceae. The record is from the annotation of a GenBank genome assembly.